AUGGGAUUGACGACUCCUUUGACUCGUUUUGGCCUGGUGACGGAUGAAUCCCAGGAUAGAAUAUUCUUGGUAUGGACGGUUCAUCACGUUUUAUACGACGGCUGGUCCAUGCAGCUUUUGCUUGAACAAGUCGAAAGCCUAUACUGGCGUGGAGAUUGCGAUACAUCAGCACCGUUCAACGGCUUCGUGAAGUACUUGAAAGAGCUUGGAAAUGAUGCAGAUGAAUACUGGCAGUCUCAGUUGGAUGGCAUUGAAGCACCCGUUUUCCCACCGCUACCUUCCCCUGGAUACGAGCCGACAUCACAGGAUUUACUACAGCACCACAUUGCCGAUCUGACCUGGCCAGGGAACGAUAUUACGGCUUCUACUGCCGUACGAGCUGCAUGGGCAAUUCUAGCAGCUCGCUACACACAGACUAGUGAUGUAAUCUUCGGAGCCACAGUAACGGGCCGACAAGCGCCUGUACCAUACAUGGAGAGGAUAGCUGGCCCGACCUUUGCUACGGUACCAAUUCGGAAGCAGGCGGUUGAUAUGAUUUCCUACGAACAAACGGGUCUGAAGAGAAUCCGCCAUAUCGAUUCCGACGCUUACCAUGCGACACAAUUUCAGACUCUGUUGGUCGUGCAACCGGCAAGCUUGAAGACAGCUCGCCCUGCUGCAGAACGUUUGUUCCCAGAAGACCCGUCCGGUGGCGACGAUGAAUUAGCGGGUAUCAACACGUACGCGCUCAUGCUAGAGUGUCGCCUCGAACCUGAUGGAAUGCUCCUGAGGAUGAGUUUCGACCCCCAGGUCAUCGAGACACAACAGGCGCAGAAAAUGGCCUGGCAGUUCGAAGAGGUGCUUCGCCAAAUUUGUGAAGAAGAUGCCUCAGAGAAGCUGGUCAAGUCGGUCGAAGCUGCGAGCCACCAGGAUCUUGCCCAGAUCUGGCGCUGGAACGAAACGGUGCCUCCAUCGCUCGAGGGGUGUGUGUAUGAGCUUAUCACGCAGCGCGUCAAAGAACAGCCAGAUAGACCAGCUAUUUGCGCCUGGGAUGGUCAAUUGACCUAUGGGGAACUAGACGGCCUUUCAUCAAAGGUAGCCCGUUUUCUUCUUUCUCUCGGUGCUGGUCCCAACGUCAUAAUCCCUAUUUGCUUUGAGAAAUCAAUGUGGACACCGGUGGCAAUGCUCGCGGCCAUUAAGACCGGCAGUACCUCCGCCGCAGUUGACCCAAGUCAGCCGGAAGAGCGCUUGCAGUCAAUUAUGCAACAAAUUCAACCUCGCCUGAUCCUAACCUCAGUAAUGUAUACGCCGCUUGCGUCUCGCCUGGUCGAACGGGUUGUAACCGUUGAUGCUGCCGCUCUAAAAGCCAUGGCCAACCCGGCCCCUGGUCAAUUUAUCUUUCCCUCCAUUAACCCGGACAGCGGACUUUACAUUGCCUUCACUUCUGGUAGCACAGGCUCUCCUAAAGGGGCAAUUAUAACGCACGGAAACUUCCGGAGUGCAAUUGAAUACCAUAGUGAGAUGGCGUGCUGUGAUAGGUCUACGCGACUAUUUGACUUUUCCUCAUAUGCCUUCGAUGCUGCAUGGUUUAACCUUUUGCAUGCGCUCGCCGCAGGUGCCUGCUUGUGCAUUCCAUCAGAUAUGCAAAGAAAGGAUGACUUGGCAGGCUCAAUAGAAAUGCUGCAGGCUAAUUAUGCCCUUCUGACCCCGUCCACGACUCGCACUCUUGACCCGAAGACCAUUCCCAGUUUGAAAACACUGAUGCUGAUCGGGGAAGCGGUAACUAGCGAAGACGUCCAGAGAUGGGCACCAAAUGUGAUUCUCAAAAAUGGAUAUGGUCCAGCUGAAUGCAGCGCCUUAUCGACUAUCCAUACAUUCAGAGACCCCGACGACCAUCCGAAUACCAUUGGUGUUACGGUAGGCCUUCAGCCGUGGGUCGUUGAACCCCUGGACGGUGCCAGUCUUACUCCCUUGGGUGCCAUUGGGGAGUUGUGGAUAGAGGGACCACUGGUAGGAGCGGGAUAUCUUGGUGACCCUGACAAAACAGCUGCCACUUUCAUAAGUGAUCCUGCCUGGCUGUUACGUGGGCCGCCUUCACGUCCGGGGCAAGGGCGCCGGGGCCGGUUAUACAAGACUGGGGAUCUCGUGCGUUAUAACUCGGACGGCUCGCUAGCGUAUAUCGGCCGCAAGGAUACGCAAGUGAAGAUCCGAGGUCAGCGGGUCGAGCUCGAGGAAAUCGAGUGCCAUCUUAGACAGAGGAUUUUCGGCGAAACGACCGGCAUCGUGGCAGCCGACAUAAUAACUCUACGGGGUAGCUCGAGCCCGACCCUUGUGGCCUACAUUGCCUUGGGUAAAGCCGCAACAGGAACCCCACCCAGCGUGCGCAAAGAACUUUCCCGUUACACCGAGGGGUUGGAGGAGUUCCUAAGCGACCGGUUACCGAGCUAUAUGGUGCCUAACCUCUUUGUCCCUGUUGUGGAAAUCCCCUUGUCUACUACAGGAAAAACAGACCGACGGCGUCUGCGUCAACAAGGAUCAUCACUGAGUUCCGAGGAGCUAUUAGAGCUCCAACCCUCCAGGCUUGAAAAACGAGCCCCACAGACUAAACUAGAGCACCGCUUACAACAUCUGUGGGCAGAGGUUCUCAAUAUCGACAUCUCCAAAAUUGGUGUCGACGAUACGUUUUUCUCUCUUGGUGGAGACUCAAUAUCGGCCAUGCAACUCUCAGCCAAAUCGCGAUCGAUCGGAUGUCGUAUCACCGUGAGCGAUAUAUUCAAGUUGAAGACCAUUGCACGCUUGGCCCACUCUGGGAAUAAGACCGAGGACCUCGCGGUAAAUGAAACGGAGAAAUUGGACGCUGAUUUCACGCUUGCUCCUAUUCAGAAAUUCUUUUUUGACAGCCAGCCAGUCAUCCAUGGCCACUUCAACCAGAGCUUUCUCGUGCGCAUCUCCAAGCCCCAGAGUCCGGAGUUCAUCCUCCGUGGUAUUCGAUACAUCGUUGACCGUCACUCCAUGCUACGGGCUCGCUUCCACCAGGACACGGAUGGAAGAUGGUCUCAGCGCAUCACGCCCAGCACUGACAGAUCCUAUUUCUUUGAAACUCAUAACGUGGCCUCAUUGGAGGAUGCAAUUCCGGCCCUUACUACUCUCCAGCAAUCCCUGAACAUUCAGACUGGUCCUCUUUUCGGUGCACAUUUAAUUGAAGUCGAGGACAAGCAGUAUCUAUUCCUUGUGGCCCACCAUCUCGUUGUGGACCUGGUCUCUUGGCGUAUCAUGCUGGGUGAUGUUGAAGAAUAUCUAACGGAUCCUACUCGGUCCACGCUCCCCAACGACGCGCCUCUCUCCUUCCAAACCUGGUGUCAAUUGCAGGCGAGCUAUGCAAAGGAUCACCUGUCCCCGGAGACUGCGCUGCCGUUCAACCUUGAAUUCCCUCGCACGGAUUACUGGGGGUUGGAUCCACUUCAAAAUACCCAUGAAAAUAUUCUUGAAAGAGGGUUCACCCUGCCCAAGCCGGUUACUGAUAUACUGCUGGGGGCUGCGAAUCUAGCGUUUCAAACGCAACCAGUCGAGCUGUUUCAAGCGGCAUUGUUACACUCUUUCAUGCAGGUAUUCGACGACCGCGCUCCUGCUACAAUCUUGACCGAAGGGCAUGGGCGAGAGCCCUGGAACAGCUCGCUGGACCUUUCAAGAACCGUUGGCUGGUUUACAACCAUCGCACCAACAGUCGUGACAGCCAAUUCUGAUCUCAGUGUUGCUGAGAUUAUCAUUCGAACCAAGGAUGCUCGUCGGCAAACGCCGGGCAAUGGGUGGCCCUACUUUACAUCUCGCUACCUGAACGCAGCUGGGAAGGAGGCAUUCGGGACGUCUGAUUGCCACGAAAUUGUGUUCAAUUACUUUGGCCUUUACCAACAAUUGGAGAAGAAGAACGCAUUCUUUCAACCCUGCAAGGACCUUGACGGCAAGGUCCCUGAUGUGGCCGGCAACAUAUACCGAUUCGCAGUCAUUGAUGUUGAAGCCGAGGUAAUCCAUGGCUGCCUGCGAUUUAACUUUCAGCAUAGUCGCCAUAUGGAGAAACAGCCUGCUCUCUGUAGGUGGAUUACACAAUGCCAAAGUACAUUGGAAGCGGCAGCGGAGCAGUUGGCCAUUCUUCAACCUCGAUAUACCGUGUCGGACUUCCCCCUAUUGCCUCCUACUAAUGAAACCCGGCGCAAGUUGGACGCCCUCAAGGAUUUUGGAAUUUCAUUCGGUGAGGUAGAGGACAUUUACCCUUGCUCUCCCGUCCAGCAAGGAAUUCUUCUGAGUCAGGCGAAGGACCCCAAUCUGUAUUGGACCCGGGUGCGUUGGCUUGUGCAGUCAGAUGAGACCGUUGAUGUCCAGCGACUAGUUCGCGCCUGGUGCCAGGUCGUUGCUCGACACGCUACCCUCAGAGCAAUAUUCACCGGUAGUUUUGUGUUCGACGGAUACAAUGAUCAAAUAGUGCUGAAACAGGCCUCGCCUCCAAUUCAAGUUAUGUCGGCUCGCAAUUCAACGGAGGCCGUGGCAGCGCUCGCAGAGUACCAAAAAACCGCUGUCCAGCAGAAGGACCUCUUACAUAGAUUUGUGCUUUGUCCUACAUUGCAGGGAGCUGUUUACUGCCAGCUUGACAUAAAUCAUGCACUCAUCGAUGCCAUAUCCAUGAAAACCAUCAAGCAGGAUCUGCGCGCUGCAUAUGAUGACAACCUUCCGGCUCAGCCCGCACCCUUGUAUAGUGACUAUGUCCAGCACAUUCAAACAGUGUCGGAAUCAGAGACCCGGCUAUACUGGCAAAGCCGCGUGGCAGGUGCUGAGCCAUGCAUCUUCCCGACACUCAACGAGACGCCUACUGAUCUUAGAGGCAUAGCAUCCGAGCCAAUAACAGAAGAAAUCUACCAAUCUUUACGAACCUUCAGUCGGAUUCACGGGCUUACACCGUCAAGUGUAUUUCACCUUGCAUGGGGCCUAGUCCUUCGAUGCUAUACAAGUACCGAGUCGGUCUGCUUUGCUUCUCUGAGCUCCGGACGUGAUGUUCCCGUUGAAAAAGCCGACAGCAUUGUGGGACCCUUCAUCAACGUUCUUGUGAACCAUGCACGGCUCGUCAGCGGCCGUCCUCUGCUCAGCAUGAUGCAGGACCAGCAGGCAGAUUACCUGGAGGGUCUCAAGUACCAACACUAUCCGCUAGCUGAAGUGUUGCAUAUUUUAAAUGCCGAUUCGGAACCCUAUUUCAACACUGCAUUGUCGGUGCAAAGUGGCGGGCUAAAUGAGGACACACAGGCUUACGGGAUCUCACUCGAUGAUGAAACCUGGGAUGAUCCAAAUGAGUAUGACAUCGCCACUACCGUCUUCUUGCGCAAGUCCAACCCCAAGGUCUCCAUCAAUUACUCCCUCAACUUGCUUUCGGAGGCCCAAGCUGCUACCGUCGCCAGUACAUUCCUUGAGGCUGUCAGGGCCAUGAUAACUCGACCGGAGACCAACGUGGAGGACUUGCAAAUCAUC
Aspergillus steynii IBT 23096 is the source of this 5490-nucleotide messenger RNA. Its product is annotated as acetyl-CoA synthetase-like protein. The transcript is spliced from 2 exons. The annotation marks the transcript as partial. Gene Ontology annotation, molecular function: catalytic activity. NCBI's taxonomy places the organism in Eukaryota, Fungi, Ascomycota, Eurotiomycetes, Eurotiales, Aspergillaceae. The record is from RefSeq and is a predicted model, not a curated record.